Molecule: messenger RNA, 3158 nt
Organism: Aegilops tauschii subsp. strangulata
Lineage: Eukaryota; Viridiplantae; Streptophyta; Magnoliopsida; Poales; Poaceae
Product: mitogen-activated protein kinase kinase 4
Biological process (GO): protein phosphorylation
Cellular component (GO): cytoplasm
Molecular function (GO): ATP binding; protein serine/threonine kinase activity
Source: RefSeq, a predicted model, not a curated record
AUGGAGGACGCCAUCGACCUCGACCUCGACGCCGCCGCCGGCCUCACCUCCCUAGCCUCGUCCGGCGUCGUCGCCCCCUCCGGAAAAGGCAAGCCUCGUGCCCCGCGCAAGACCGCUGCGGCGACCAAGCCGAAGAAGGCGCUGACGCCCGAACAGUGGGCAAGGGAGUCGGCCAAGAGGAAGGGCCGGAGGCACGCCGCGGACGCGAGGGAUAAGGGCAUAUUUCCAACAGCAUCAGCUUGCAACCCGGUCCCCGGCUUCCACGUCUACCCGCAGGCCUCCCGCCUCUUCGGGGAGUGCUCACCCGACGUGAGCUUGGUCACGCCUUCCACGCCCGCGCCCGCGCCCAUCAACCUCAAGGCCACCCCGGUGGUCGGUGGCUCGUCGUCCGGCGGCACGAGGAAACGCGCGCGACAGACGCCGGCCGGCGGUCUCCCGGACGCCCGUAACCUGUUCGAGGAAAUGCCGUCCGCCGUCGACGAGGACUACAUGCAACACCUCAUCUUCGAGGGUGGUGCGCCGGGCGCUGGCUACGAUCCUGAGGAGACGCAAAGCCAGGACGGCCGUGGGGCGUUCACGCCGGCCGCUGGCUAUGAUCCCGAUCAGGCGGCCUUCAUGCGUGAUCAGGUCGGCAUCGACCUGGACGGCUUCCCCCUCGACCACGAGUUCCCGGACGACUAUGGGCUAGAGGAAGAGGACGAGUGCGACAUCGAAGUGGAGCCUUUGUUCGAGGACGAGCUCGCCAACCAAACCGCCGGUCCUAAGUCGAAGCGCAAGAGCAAGCGCACGAAGGCGUACACAGCUGCCGAGGACAAGCUUCUUUGCGAGUGUUGGCGAGACAUUGGACAAGACCCAAAGACGGGCGCCGAGCAAAAGCAUUCAACCUUUUGGACUCGUGUGCACCGCGAGUUUCAUGAGCGCAAUAAGUUUCCACCUUACCAAUUUGUGAGCACGCGCGGGUGGGUCUCCAUUUCCAAGCGGUGGAGGGUGAUCCAACAAGAGUGCAACAAGUUUUGCGCCACCCUUGAGAGCGUCAAGGCCCGCCCCGUGAGCGGCAUCGGCGUGCAAGACAUGGCAUUUCAAGCUUUGGAGGCAUUCAAGGUUCAACACAAUGGCAGGUGCGUCAACCUCUCCCAUUGCUAUCGGGUCAUCAAGGACGAAGAGAAGUUCAAGGCACAAUAUGCCGCGCUCAAGGCACGUGGGGGGAAGGGCGCCGUGGAGGAUGUUGGGGAGGGCGAGCCGGCACGGCCGCGGGGGAAGACCAACUCCAAGAAGGAGGACAAGCAAGAUGCGGCCACCGACGCCUUGAUCGCAGGCGUGGACGGCAUGAUGAAUAAGAAGGACUCAAGAGAGGAGGAGCGCCGGCGUUUCAAGGCGGAGCAAAUGGAUGCUUUCAUGGAGAUCCAAAGGAGGAGAAAAGAGCUGUGGGAAAGUUGCUUCUUUUAUUACCGGGCCUGCCUGCCUGCCGUUCCCCCGGCGUCACGGCUGCAUCUCCCUCCCUCGGCUGAGCGAGCAGAGCUCCCUCCCUCCGUCUCUCCCCGUCCCUUGGCCUCCCUCCCGGCUAUAAAAAACACUCGCCUCCCUCCAAUCCCUCUUCCCCGACCCGAUCGAUCCCACCCCACCCCACCCCGCGUGCCCGCCCACCUCUCUCACACGACGGCAAUCACCGACGCCGACCGAUCCGGCCGCCGCGCGGAGCAGGGGAGGAGCCAGCCUCGCGUUUCGGGCCGGCCAGAGCGCGCGAUGCGUCCGGGCGGGCCGCCGAACGCGCGGCCGGGGCUGCAGCAGCAGCAGCCGGGCACGCCGGGCCGCGCGCGGCGCCGGCCGGAUCUCACGCUCCCGCUCCCGCAGCGCGACCUGACGUCGCUGGCCGUGCCGCUUCCGCUGCCCCCGCCCCCGUCCUCGGCUCCGUCGUCCACGUCCUCGUCCGGGUCGGGCGGCGCGUCGUCCAUGCCCAUGCCCAUGUCCAUGACCCCGCCCAACUCGGCCGGCUCCGCGCCGCCCGCGCCCCCGCCGCUCGGCGAGCUGGAGCGCGUGCGGCGCGUCGGGAGCGGCGCCGGCGGGACGGUGUGGCUGGUGCGGCACGCGCCCACGGGCCGCGCCUACGCGCUCAAGGUGCUCUACGGGCACCACGACGAGGCGGUCCGGCGGCAGAUCACGCGCGAGAUCGCCAUCCUGCGCACGGCCGAGCACCCGUCCAUCGUGCGCUGCCACGGCAUGUACGAGCAGGCCGGCGAGCUGCAGAUCCUGCUCGAGUACAUGGACGGCGGGUCCCUGGACGGCCGCCGCAUCGCGUCCGAGUCGUUCCUCGCCGACGUGGCGCGGCAGGUGCUGUCGGGGAUCGCCUACCUGCACCGGCGCCACAUCGUGCACCGCGACAUCAAGCCGUCCAACCUGCUCAUCGACUGCGCGCGGCGCGUGAAGAUCGCCGACUUCGGGGUGGGGCGCAUCCUGAACCAGACCAUGGACCCCUGCAACUCCUCCGUGGGCACCAUCGCGUACAUGAGCCCCGAGCGCAUCAACACCGACCUCAACGACGGCAACUACAACGGCUACGCCGGCGACAUCUGGAGCUUCGGCCUCAGCAUCCUCGAGUUCUACCUGGGCCGCUUCCCGCUCGGGGAGAACCUGGGGAAGCAGGGCGACUGGGCGGCGCUCAUGUGCGCCAUCUGCUACUCCGAGUCGCCGGCGGCGCCGCCCACCGCGUCCCCGGAGCUGCGGAGCUUCAUCAGCUGCUGCCUCCAGAAGAACCCGGCGAAGCGGCCGUCGGCGGCGCAGCUGCUGCAGCACCGGUUCAUCGCCUCGCCGCCGCCGCCGCAGCAGCCGCAGGCCCUCGCCGCCCCGCCGUGCUGACGGCCCGCCCGCCGUAACCAAGUUAAAUUCGGAGGGAUCAUGGACGGACGGACGGACGGUGGCCGGCGGCGAGACGUGGGAUCUAGGAGGAGGGGACAUCGAUCUUUCUUCCUUCUAGCCAUUUUGGGUAGUGAAGCCAGCACCACAAAUUUACCCAUCCAUCCCUCUGUUGUUGCUGUCGCUCCUGAAAUUAAGCUCAAGCUUUUCUUUAGUUUCUCUGUUAAAUGUUAAUUAAAUGUUGUCUCCUUCAAAUGAUGAUUCUGAUGAGGAUAAUGAAGAUAUAAUAUGGUCCGUUAAGAAACCAA